UGUUACGAGUUGGCAACGUUGGUAAACAUUUCAUCUUCUGUCAAUUAUUAUUUUAAAGUGAUUCUUCUUCUGAUUUGUAAAGCCCUCUUGCCAUGAGGUAUACAAAAACAGCUUAAUUUUUGUACGAGCCGAAAAAAGCGAUGACAAUUGACAAUAUAAGAAAGAAGAGAAAGACAGGUUAAAAAUUUAUCACGUGUAGGUUAUGUUUUAAACAGACACAUUUUCAAAUAAAAAAUACAAAAUAGUGUUUAAAAAAUGUCUUCAGAAGAAAUGGAAGUUGCAGAAAGCAACGAAAGCGACGAUGAGGAAAUGAAUGAAAACAAAGAAACCUCAACAGAACCAUCUAAAGAAGUUUAUUUACCGAGUAAACCCUUAGACGAAGGUGAAGAACUUGUAUGUGAUAAAUCUGUGUAUGUAAUGUACCACCAAGCUACAACGAGUAGCCCUUGCCUUAGUUUCGAUACAAUUCAAGAUAAUUUAGGGAAUAAUAGAGAGAGCUUUCCACUAACGGCAUAUUUGGUUGCUGGUACACAAGCACCAGUAACUCAUACAAAUAAUGUGAUAGUUAUGAAACUUUCAAAUAUGCAUAAAACCGGUAAAGAAGACAAUGAAGAUGAAUCGGAUGAAGACAACGAAGAAGAGGAAGAUGAGGAAAAGAAACCAAAAAUGGCAGGUGCUUUAAUAAAACACCAGGGUACUGUAAACAGAAUUAGGAGUCUUAGAAUAGGGGAGACAGUUAUUGCGGCGUCUUGGAGUGAAUUAGGAAGAGUAAAUAUAUGGGACAUAACUAAGCAACUGCAGUCUGUAGAUAAUGAUUUGAAUUUAGCUACCUACAAUAAAGAACAGGCAAAUUCGGUGAAACCUAUAUUUACAUUUACAGGUCAUCAGAAAGAAGGAUUUGCCAUGGACUGGUGUCCCACUGUACCUGGGACGCUGGCAACUGGAGAUUGCAAGAGAGACAUACAUAUUUGGAAACCAAAUAAUAAUAUGGCUGGUUGGACAGUUGAUCAAAGACCACUAGUCGGCCAUACAGAUUCAGUAGAAGAUAUACAAUGGUCGCCUAAUGAAAAAAGCGUUUUAGCUUCAUGUUCAGUGGAUAAAAGCAUCAGGGUAUGGGACGUUAGAGCUCCGCCCAGUAAAGCUUGCAUGCUCUCAGCAGAUCAGGCGCAUGAAUCUGACGUUAAUGUUAUUAAUUGGAAUAAAAAUGAACCUUUUAUUGUCAGUGGUGGUGAUGAUGGUGUCCUGCAUAUAUGGGACUUGAGAAAAUUCAAAGAUAAAACUCCUUUAGCCACUUUCAAGCACCACACUGAACCUGUUGUCAGUAUAGAGUGGCACCCAACAGAUUCUGCAGUUUUUGCUUCUGCUGGUGCUGACAAUCAAAUUGCUUUAUGGGAUUUGUCUGUAGAAAAAGAUGCAGAACAGAGUAAUAAUGAAGUGGAGGGUUUGCCGCCACAGCUUUUAUUUAUCCAUCAAGGUCAAACUAAUGUUAAAGAACUCCAUUGGCAUCCACAGUUACCUGGUGUCAUUAUCAGCACAGCCGAAAGUGGUUUUAAUAUAUUUAGGACGAUAAGUGUUUAAAAAAUAAAUUUAAAAAGGGCUCUUUUAUUUUGUAUCAAAAAAUCUGGUUAUUUUGUUAGCCUCUACAGAUUCUUCAACAGUAUCUGAAUCCCAUGUGAUUAAAUUUAUGCUAUCAUUAUCACUAAGAACAGCCAUUUUUAUUAAAUGUCUUGCAGAUCACAUGGAAUACAGGCAUUGUUAAAGACUCAACUCCUCAUAUAUCCUAUUUUUCCAAAAAAAAAACUUUUAUUCCUUGUUAUAUUCCCAAAAUUCUAACUCAAAACCACAAAAGGUACCAUAUGUAUUUUUUAAUGAAAAAACUUUAAAAGAGAAA
Psylliodes chrysocephalus is the source of this 1891-nucleotide messenger RNA. The record is from the annotation of a GenBank genome assembly. NCBI's taxonomy places the organism in Eukaryota, Metazoa, Arthropoda, Insecta, Coleoptera, Chrysomelidae.